Striga asiatica is the source of this 3703-nucleotide messenger RNA. The record is from the annotation of a GenBank genome assembly. NCBI's taxonomy places the organism in Eukaryota, Viridiplantae, Streptophyta, Magnoliopsida, Lamiales, Orobanchaceae.
AUGAAGGGCCGAUCGGAAGAAGACGACCGGGCGGUCCUCGCCGGAAUCAAUUCUCCGUCGCACCGGAAACCCAGUUCGUACAGCCAGCAGCUGCGGUUGACAACCGACACACAUCGGAAGCAGCAGCACCAGCACCAGCUCCGCAAGCACAGCCUGGACGAGAACCGGAUUCUGGGCCACGGCCACGGUUUCUACGGCGGUAAUCCGGACUCUUUGGAUGACAGAAAUCUCACUCGUUCUGCAAUCAUCACCAACAGGGGCAGCUGCGAGAAUGGGUCCGUGAGCGACCGUCACGUCCAAUACUCUGACUUGGAACCGGCGGCUGGCGAGAAGAAAGCGGCGAACGGCGAAGGAUCCGCCGAUGAGCUGCCGUCUCAACCUCUGCGGGAGUUUAUGGGGAGCGGUGGUGGGGUUGGAAUAUUCAGGGUGCCGAAUAGGGCGGCGGUGAACCCCAGACGCCCACCGUGUCUUGAGCUCCGGCCUCAUCCUUUGAGGGAAACUCAGGUCGGAAAAUUUUUAAGAACAAUCGCCAGCACAGAAACCCAACUGUGGGCAGGGCAGGAAUCAGGUGUAAGAGUGUGGAACUAUUCAGAUGCAUAUAAGGCAGGGAUAGGGAUUGGGGGAAGAGCAAGGAGGGGUGAUGAGGAUGCUGCUCCAUUUUAUGAAUCAGGCAGCACAUCACCAACAAUAUGUUUGGUUGUUGAUCAAGGGUGUAAGGUGGUAUGGAGUGGGCACAAAGAUGGUAAAAUUAAGUCUUGGAAGAUGGACCAGCAAUUUUCUGAUGAGAACGGUUUCGAGGAAGGUCUUUCCUGGCAGGCUCAUCGAGGUCCAGUUCUUUCCAUGCAGAUUUCUUCCUAUGGUGAUAUUUGGUCUGGAUCGGAGGGUGGGGCUAUAAGGGUUUGGCCAUACGAAGCUGUGGAAAAAUCUCUCUCUCUUUCACCGGAAGAAAAAAACAUGGCCACUCUGUUAGUGGAGAGAUCAUUUAUUGACCUGAAAAGCCAAGUCACAGUCAAUGGCACUUGCAGUAUAUCCUCUUCAGAUGUGAAGUGGUUGUUGACAGAUUAUGCAAGAAGCAGAAUCUGGGCUGUCGGGGAUGCUCGUACAAGGGAACUUCUAAAAGUAUUCAACAUAGAGGGUCAGAUUGACAACCGUGUGGACAUAUCAACAGUCCAGGACCAAGCCUCUGAGGACGAAAUGAACGUUAAGUUCGUUUCCAAGUCCAAAAAGGAGAAAUCUGGAGGCUUUCUUCAAAGAUCGCGCAAUGCUAUAAUGGGCGCUGCUGAUGCCGUUCGGCGGGUGGCAUCAAAGGGAGCUGGGGCUUUUGCAGAGGAUGGUAAAAGAACAGAAGCCAUAGUUCUUUCUGCUGAUGGGAUGAUUUGGACAGGGUCUUCUAGUGGCUUGUUAAUCCAGUGGGAUGGCAAUGGCAAUCGCUUGCAGGAAAUCACUCACCAUCCUUGUGGCAUCCUCUGUUUUUGCUCUUACGGUUCGAGAAUAUGGAUUGGGUAUGUGAGCGGCAUGGUCCAGAUCAUGGACCUUGAUGGAAAUCUGAUUGCCGGUUGGGUAGCGCAUAAUGGUCCCGUUAUAAAAUUGGUAGUUGGGAAUGGUUCUGUUUUUAGCCUGGCGACUCAUGGAGGUAUACGCGGGUGGAACAUUUCAUCGCCAGCACCUAUGGACAAUAUAUUACGUGUGGAAUUAGCCAAGAAAGAAAAAGAGUAUACCAGGCUGGAGAACAUCAGAAUUUUAGUCGGGACAUGGAACGUUGGCCAAGGAAGAGCCUCUCAUGAGGCUCUUAUGUCGUGGCUUGGCUCUACUUUACCAGAUGUUGGUAUUGUGGUUAUCGGGCUACAAGAGGUGGAAAUGGGUGCUGGUUUUCUUGCUAUGUCGGCUGCUAAAGAAACUACUGAUGCAGUUUUAUCUCUGUUAAAGGUAGGGCUAGAAGGAAGUUCUAUCGGACAAUGGUGGCAAGAUCACAUUGGCAAGGCUUUGGAUGAAGAAUCUACAUUUGAACGAGUAGGGUCUAGACAACUGGCUGGCCUAAUGAUAGCCAUCUGGGUGAGAAAAACUAUUAGGACACAUGUUGGAGAUCUGGAUGUUGCAGCAGUUGCGUGUGGUUUGGGCCGAGCAAUUGGUAAUAAGUUAGAUAGCAUAGAUUCAUUGCUGCUCGAUUUGCACUUGCAGGGAGGUGUAGGUUUGAGAUUGAGGGUAUUUGAUCGGAUAAUGUGCUUUACAAACUGCCAUUUGGCUGCACACCUGGAAGCAGUCAACCGGCGUAAUGCCGAUUUCGACCAUAUUUACCGGACUAUGACUUUCACCCGAUCAUCUAACCUUUUAAACAAUGCUGCUGGUAUGCUGCGCUACCUGUACUUGUCUUGCUCUCUUGUCUUCUCAACGUAUUUAUUUUGGAUGCUUUAUUCUUGUGGCUUGCCUUGGGUCCUCUCUAUUGCAGCCGGUGUCUCAACAGCUGCUCAGACACUUCGUGGUGCAGAUGCUACAACAGUUAACCCUGAUGAAGGAAGGCCUGAUCUUGCCGAAGCUGAUUUGGUUAUAUUCUUUGGGGACUUCAAUUACCGUCUGUUUGGCAUAUCGUAUGAUGAAGCAAGGGAUUUUGUUUCUCAAAGAAGCUUCGAUUGGCUUCGGGAGAAAGAUCAGCUGAGAGCGGAAAUGAAAGCUGGUAAAGUCUUCCAAGGAAUGCGUGAGGCACUCGUCAGAUUUCCUCCCACUUACAAGUUUGAAAAAGGAAAACCAGGAUUAGGAGGUUAUGAUUCUGGUGAGAAGAAAAGAAUCCCAGCUUGGUGUGAUCGAGUGCUAUAUAGAGAUAAUAGAGCUUCUCAUAUGGAACCAUGUAGUUUAGAGUGCCCAGUGGUUGCUUCCAUAUUACUCUAUGAUGCGCGUAUGGAUGUGAUCGAGAGUGAUCAUAAGCCUGUACGGUGCAAGUUCAAUCUGGAAAUUGCACGUGUCGACCGAUCAGUAAGGAGGCAGGCAAUGGGAGAACUUCUCCGCUCGAACAAUGAUAUCAAGUCUAGUUUUGAAGCCUUACGAUUUGUUCCCGAGACAACUGUCAGUACAAACAAAAUAGUGCUACAGAACCAGGACAAGUUCAGUUUGAAAAUUACAAACCGAAGUGGGCAAGACAUGGUGUUUUAUGAAAUUGUAUGCGAAGGUCAGUCCACCAUCAACGAGGAUGAAGUUGCAUCCGAGUACCACCCCAGAGGGUCCCUUGGCUUCCCUCGUUGGCUCGAGGUGAACCCAGCAGCUGGCAUGAUCAGUCCCGAUCAAGUUGCCGAUAUAUCCUUACAUCAGCAGGAUUUCCACUCGCCGGACGAAUUUAUUGAGGGGAUCCCACAAAGCUGGUGGUCUGAAGACAUGAGGGACAAAGAAGUAAUUUUGUUGGUGAAUGUGAGAGGAAGCUGCUCGACUGAGACCAAGAGUCACCGAGUACACGUUCGCCACAAGUACUCGGGUAACCAAUGCAGCAUCGAGGCGAAAGGUGAUAAUUCUGGUUCCUCCAGAAAACACAGAGCAGGUUCCUACAGAGGUGGACGCUGACUGUAGAAUAGAUUUCUUUAUUAUAUUCAUAUUCUUUUGUUGGAGGUAGUGUUGACGCCCGUCCAUCAUUACAUUAUACCAUCUUCCUGUAAAUUUUCCGGUGGACUGCAUUAUUUUGGUACAUAAAGGUCUCAUUUUUUUUUAUUUUUUUUUUUUG